AUGCCUCUCCCUUCCGAUGCAAAGGUCGUCGAGACCAGCAGUGCCAUCGUCAGCACAUUGCACGAUAUUUUCGGACCACAUCCCGGAUUUCGACCUGCCCACGCAAAAGGCAUCCUCCUCAACGGCACCUUCACCCCCACCGCCGCCGCCGCCGCCCUCUCCAAAGCCCCCCACUUCAACCUUCCCUCCACCCCCAUCCUCGCGCGCUUCUCCAGCUCCACCGGGAUCCCCGAGCUCCCCGACACCGACCCGAACGGCAACCCGCGGGGCUUCGCCAUCCGCUUCCUUCUCGCCUCAACGCCCCGCCGCGUGCACACGGACAUAAUCACGCACUCCGUCGACGGGUUCCCCGGCUCCACGGGCCAGGACGCGCUGGAGUUCUUCGCCGCGCUGCGCGACGGCUUGGUCGGCGCGUACCUGGGCACGCACCCCAAGGCGCUGGCGUUCGUGCGGGCGCCGAAGCCGACGCCGGUGAGUUUCGGGCGGGAGCGGUACUUCGGCGUCAACGCGUUCAGGUUCGUCGCGGCGGACGGGGGCGAGACGUAUGUGCGGUACCGGGUUGUUCCCGAGGCCGGGGAGGAGUAUCUCGACGAGGCGGCGCUGAGGGGGAAGAGCGCGGGGUUCCUGUACGAGGGGGUGCCGGCGCUGCUGAGAGAGGGGCCGAUUGUGUUUAAGCUGACGGCGCAGGUGGCGGAGGAGGGGGACGUGACGGGGGAUAAUACGGUGAAGUGGCCGGAGGAACGCCGGGUCGUGGAGCUUGGUGCGAUUAAGUUGGAGUCUGUUGGUGAGGACCAGGCUACGCAGCAGAAGAGGGUGAUUUUCGAUCCGAUCCCUAGGGUGGAAGGGGUGGAGCCGUCGGAUGACCCGCUGCUGGAGGUGCGAGCGGGUAUCUACCUCCUGAGCGGGCGGGAGAGACGCGCUGCGUAAAUAGGGGGGGGGACUUGGGUACCUAGGCAGGUAUCUACCUAUGAAUGAGCUUAGUAUAUAGAAAC
Messenger RNA from Hypoxylon fragiforme, 992 nucleotides. Its product is annotated as catalase related protein. NCBI's taxonomy places the organism in Eukaryota, Fungi, Ascomycota, Sordariomycetes, Xylariales, Hypoxylaceae. Gene Ontology annotation, biological process: hydrogen peroxide catabolic process; response to hydrogen peroxide. The record is from RefSeq and is a predicted model, not a curated record. Gene Ontology annotation, molecular function: heme binding; catalase activity. The coding region runs from base 1 to 927 and encodes 308 amino acids. The transcript is spliced from 2 exons. Gene Ontology annotation, cellular component: cytoplasm; mitochondrion; peroxisome.